Pedinophyceae sp. YPF-701 is the source of this 540-nucleotide messenger RNA. The record is from the annotation of a GenBank genome assembly. NCBI's taxonomy places the organism in Eukaryota, Viridiplantae, Chlorophyta, Pedinophyceae.
AUGGGUGCUGAGCAGAGCACGCCCGAGCACAACACCGGGACGCCUGAAAAGGAAGGCGCCGGCCUGCUUCUGAUCUGCAAGGAGAGGAACAAGGUGCUGCUGCUUCUCAGAGCACCCACCAGCGGGAACCCGAACACUUGGGGCGUUCCAGGGGGGAACAUUGAUCCGGGAGAGACCGCAGAGGCCGCUGCUGCACGUGAGGCGCGUGAGGAGAUGUCGACAGUGCCGGAGCACGACGUCCUCGGCAGCGUACUCACGCGAAGGGGCAAACGCUUGCAGAAGCACUUCACGCUGUUCGUCUGUGCCGUCAAGCCGGAGGCCGUGGACUCGUUCGAUCCGGUGCUGGACAAAAGCGAGCACACGGACUUCCGAUGGGCGGACAUAUCGGACGUCGUCAAGUCCGCCUUCGUCGACAAGCCGCUGCAUCUGCACCCAGUGCCAGCCAUUUGCGUCGGCAAGCACGGCCGCACAGUCUGGAAGAUGAUUGAUCCAGCCGGCGACGUCCCGGAGGACUGGAUGGCGCACGCGAGGGCGGAAUGA